Molecule: messenger RNA, 2271 nt
Organism: Ilyonectria robusta
Lineage: Eukaryota; Fungi; Ascomycota; Sordariomycetes; Hypocreales; Nectriaceae
Exons: 2
Coding region: 1-2271 (756 amino acids)
Source: RefSeq, a predicted model, not a curated record
AUGGCCGCCCGCAAUUCAAACUCGCGUGUUCCCAUCGGCCGGAAAAUCGACCCGUUGUUGCCAUAUUCAAUCAUGUCGGAAAAGACGAAGAAGCCCCGACUUCGCAUGCGCUCUCUGCUCGGCCAUUGCCACUAUCGCAGAGUACUGACUUGGCUCCUCGCCGCUGGCUUCCUUGUAACCCUCGUCUUCGUCAAGUCGAGAAACUCUGGAUACAAUGUCGGUGGCUACCUGUCCAAGGGCUCCAGGACACAGGCUCCCAUCGCGACCGCGACGGUCGUGAAUUCCAAUGGCGAGACCGUUGUCAUGCUCACUGGCGAUAUGGACGGUGAUGGAAAGCUCGAGACUGUCCCCGAGGACGAGUACGUUACCGACGAUGAGAAGAAGGAGCGUCUUGAGCAACUCCAGAAAAUGCCCUGGCUCAAGUUCCCUCACCUUGAUGGAUACUUCCAUGGUCUCCGAACCAUAGUCAGCAAGGUCAACCUCCAGCCCGAAUACCCCAACACCACCGACAAGGCUCCUCUUCCCUCGCCUGCCAUGAGUGAUCAUGUACCUAAGCCACAGCGCUACAGCCCCUACAAUCAUGACAGCGAUGUCAAGACCUGUUAUCUCGAUGCCAAGAAGACUGUCCCAGCUCCGGAUCUGUACGCCUACAACGGUGUUCCUCAGCACAUGCCCGACCCCGGCAUGGGUUCUUUCAAGCUAUUGGGCAUCAGGGAUGAUAUUUGCUUCGACCGAUUUAGUCGCUACGGUCCCUAUGGCCUGGGCUACAGCAGGGCCCACGGUGGAUUGGACACAGGUCUCGAUACCGAGAGUGUCGGAAGCGAGACGGUGUGGGCUGAGACUGGCAAGAUCGAUUAUACUGAGGUGAACUGGGCUGAGGCCCAGGACGCUUGUUACCAAGCAAACAUCCACCGCUUCCCUCAAGUCGACGCCUCGACCGGUGAGCUGCAAAACAACGGUAAGAAGGGCCGGAUCGCCGUUGUCAUCCGUACCUACACCGGCUUCAAGUGGACAGAACUGGCUGUUCUCAACUUCCGUGCCCUGAUCAACGAGCUCUCUCUGAAAUCCGGUGGUGAGUACCAGGUCCACUUUCUGAUGCAGGUCCGCAACAUCGACGAGCCCAUCUGGUCCGACAAGUGGACAGUGCAGCGAAUCAUCAACGACAAUGUUCCCGCCGAGUUCCGUGGCUUGGUUUCGCUCUGGAGCGAACCUCAAAUGAGGUUGAUGUAUCCCGGACGAUUCGGAGAGACCAUCGAGAACCCUAGUGGUGCCGACAUCCAUGGCAUCUACCGCAGCGCCCAUUUCCCCCUCCAGGUUUUCGCCCUGCAGCAUCCCGAGUACGCGCACUUCUGGAAUUGGGAGAUGGACAUGCGUUAUCUUGGCAGCUACUACGAGUUCUUCGAUCGCCUGGGCAAGUGGGCCGCUAAGCAGCCCCGAACCCUUCUCUGGGAGCGCAGUGCGCGUUACUACAUCCCGGCGUUCCAUGGUUCUUGGGAGAACUUUACGGACACGGUCCAGAAGGACACAAUUGCCUCUGGCCGCGCCCCCAUCUUUGGUCCCCUGUCAUUCGAGGGCAAGGCACAGCUGCGACACGAUGAGUGGGGCCAGACUAUGAUGCCCGCCUCGUGUGGUGUGGACGCCGACCGAUCUAAGUGUGGUGUUGGCGAGGAAGCCGACAUCAUCACUCUCAACCCACUCUUCGACACCGAGCAGUCUGGUUGGGUUUUCUCCGACGACGCAACAGGCUACAAGACUCCUCCUCCCCGCCGCUGCGCCAUUAUCACUGCCUCACGUCUGAGCCGUCGUCUACUCAUGGCCAUGCACGAGGAGGUUUGGCGAUUCCACCACACUGCGUUCUCAGAAAUGUUCCCUCCCACCGUCGCUCUGCACCACGGAAUGAAGGGUGUCUUCGCUCCCCACCCCGUGUUCCUCGACCGUGCCUGGUAUCCCUUCAGCGAGAUCGACGCGGCCUUCAACGCCGGUCGCGAUCACUCGACGUCAGGACCCGGCAGCCCCUUCGACCAGCUCAACGAGCACAACCACAAGGGAACCAGCUGGUACUUCAACAGCGAGUUCGCCGGUCUCCUAUGGCGCCGGUGGUUGGGUUAUGCGCAAAUGGAUGGACGUGGCAGGGGCGGUGGUCGUGCCAAUGAGGGCCGCGAGCGAGGUGGUAAGACGGAGGAGCUGGACACGACAAGCAGCGGCCGACUUUGUAUGCGUGGAGUGCUGGUUCAUCCCAUCAAGUUUGAGCAUCCUUCCGAGAAGCCGUAA